Molecule: messenger RNA, 1121 nt
Organism: Oncorhynchus gorbuscha (pink salmon)
Lineage: Eukaryota; Metazoa; Chordata; Actinopteri; Salmoniformes; Salmonidae
Product: calcium-binding protein 7-like
Exons: 5
Coding region: 8-655 (215 amino acids)
Molecular function (GO): calcium ion binding
Source: RefSeq, a predicted model, not a curated record
CGCAGCCAUGCCUAUCAUGCAUCCAAUCACCUCCAAUUUGAUGUACCGGGGCAUCUGCACUAUCCCGGACAUGCUCGCCUACCGAGCACCGGUCAACCUGCCCGAGGACGAGGUUGAAGAGAUCCGCGAGGCGUUCAAGGUGUUUGACCGUGAUGGGAAUGGCUUUAUUUCCAAGCAGGAGCUAGGCAUGGCCAUGAGAUCCCUGGGAUACAUGCCCAACGAGGUGGAGCUGGAGGUCAUCAUACAGAGACUGGACAUGGACGGUGAUGGUCAGGUGGAUUUCGAGGAGUUUGUCACUCUCCUCGGACCCAAGCUGACAGCAGCCGGAAUGCCUGACAAGUUCCACGGAACCGACUUUGACUCCGUGUUCUGGAAGACUGACAUGCAGAAGCUGACGGUGGAGGAGCUGAAGAGGCUGCUGUACGAUACGUUCUGCGACCACCUGACCAUGAAGGACAUCGAGAACAUCAUCAAGACCGAGGAGAGCCAUAUAGAGAACGCAGGGGCCUGCCAGGUGGAUAUAGACACUAGUCCAACGCAGCAAGUCAAGCAGACGUGUGUACGCAAGAGCCUGAUAUGUGCUUUCGCCAUUGCUUUCAUCAUCAGUGUCAUGCUUAUCGCAGCCAAUCAGGUGCUGCGGAGCGGCAUGAAGUAGACGGGGACACCUAUGGCCUCCUGACCCUCUGAAAGAGACUAAUGUAAAACACCUGGACAAAUGACUGAGGAAAAACUUCUAAACCACAACCACAACCACAAACACAACCAUGACCAGAACAACAACAAUGACAAAAACAACAACAGAUGAUCAAACCAACAUUAAAAUAAACUGAAAGGAAAAGAAUACAUGGCUCUCAUCCAAUUGACUUCAUGGGCAUAUUUCCCAACUUGCUCCUUAAACUCCUUUCUGAAUGGAACCCAUUGAGCCCCUACUAUGUGGGCCUGGAAGAUGACCAUCAUCUGUGCAUGAAGUGCAUGGAUUUAACCAGUCGUCUCUUGAAACAUUUGUAGAAGUUAUUAUAAGUGUAUACCCAUAGAACUGUGUAACAAACAUAGGUGUGUUUUAAAUCACGUAUGGCCAACUGUGACUUUCACUUUUGUUAAUGGGGUUGGGGUCGGAGGUC